GUAGGCAGCGGCCGGCCCCCGCUCCUCGGCUGGCCUACCACGGCUGAGUCACUGCGUAGAGCGGGUCAGGCGGAGCCGCAAGUUGACCUGCAGACCGCGCCUCCGGAGGUCGGAGCUGGCUGAUACCAUAGUCACAGGGCAGCCAAGGAGCCGCGGGCAGCGCAGCGAACAUCGCAGGUAUCACUCUGGACGCUGGAAGUGAGCUUCUCUUAGUUUGCCUUAAAAUAAGGUUUGAGUUACCCCGCCAGCGUGCAGUAUUUGGUGGAGCUGCACCCCGCACGUCCUCAGCUGGCCCAACCCUGGGAGCUGUCCGCCCGCAGAAGAGUCUGAGGAGCCUGGUCUUGAAAAGGGUCGGCCCUGUGCCUGGCCUGGUAGGAAGACUGUAAUUGUGGAAGUCAGCUACCUACUCAAGCAAUAUGAAGAUUUUAUUUGUCGAACCUGCCGUUUUCCUUAGUGCAUUCGCUAUGAGUCUGAAUAUCCCCCUGACAACACAGUAUGUGUAUAGGAGAAUAUGGGAAGAAACAGGCAAUUACAGUUUUGCAUUUGAUAGUAAUAUUUCUGAGUGUGAACAAAAAGAAAACAGCACACUUUUUGCAUUCCAAAAGGAAGUUCAAAAAAAAGUGUCUCUUUUUAGGCUGCAAAUGGAGCUAAGUGGGUUAAUUCCUGGUCUGGUGUCUACAUUCAUAUUUUUGUCCAGUAGUGAUCAGCGUGGACGAAAAUUCCCUAUGAUUUUAUCUUCUAUUGGUAUUCUUGCAACUACUGUUUGGCUAUGUUUGCUUUCCUAUUUUGCUUUUCCAUUCCAGCUUUUGAUUGCCUCUACCUUUAUUGGUUCUUUUUUUGGGAGUUCCAGCACAUUUUUGUCAGCUUGUUUUGCCUAUGUAGUUGAUCAGUGUGAAGAAGAUAAACAAAAAACAAUUCGAAUAGCUAUAAUUGACUCCAUGCUUGGAAUUGUUUCUGGACUAACAGGGUUGUCAUCUGGCUAUUUUAUUAGACACCUAGGUUUUGUGUUGUCAUUUUUAAUUAUUGCUGUAGCUCUUGCUGUUAAUUUGGUCUUUAUUUUAUUUUUUCUUGGUGAUUCAGUGAAAGAAUCUUCAUCUUUUAAUGUUACUAUGUCAUGUAUGGAAAACUUUAAAAACCAGUUUCAGCGAACUUACAUGCUUUUUAAAAAUGUUUCUGGCAAGCAGCGGUCUUUGCUCUGUUUGUUACUUUUCACAAUGGUCAUUUAUUUUUUUGUGAUAAUUGGUAUUUUCCCAGUUUUUAUUCUUUAUGAAUUGGGUUCCCCUUUCUGCUGGAGUGAAGUUCUUAUAGGGUAUGGAUCAGCUUUGGAUAGUGUCUCCUUUUUUGGUAGUUUCCUUGGAAUAUGGCUUUUUUCUUAUUGCAUGGAAGACAUUUAUAUCGCCUUCAUUGGAAUUUUUACCACCAUGGCAGGAAUAGUUAUGACUGCUUUUGCCAAAACCACGCUGAUGAUGUUUUUAGUCAGAGUGCUGUUCUUUUUUCUUAUUGCACCACUGUCUGUUUUGCGAUCCAUGAUGUCAAGAGUGGUUCGUUCUACUGAACAAGGUACCCUGUUUGCUUGUAUUGCAUUCCUAGAAACACUUGGUGGAGUCAUUGCAACUUCUGCUUUUAAUGGAAUUUAUUCAGCCACUGUUUCUUGGUACCCUGGCUUCGUUUUUUUGCUGUCUGCUGGUGUAUUACUCAUUCCAGUGAUCAAUCUAUGUGCUACCAAGUGUAUCAGCUGGAAUGAGGAGAGCUAUGCAGUUCUUGCACAAAGAGAGCCCAGAGAAGACCCUUCAGACACAUGAUUGGGAACAUUAAUGGGACAUACGGUACUUUUUAAGGAUACAGAUGAACUAUGCAAUCAAUGCUUUAUUAAUAAUCAAUGUUACACAGUCCUCUUUUUCCCCAACAAAACAGAAUCAGAGCCUGGCUUUCACUUCUUCCAGCACUUUGGCCUUUUUAGGACUUUGGGCUUAUCCUGCAAUAUGUUUACAAUACACCAAAGAAAUCUCAGAAAACUUGAGUUUGGACUUAAAGAAGAAACAAACUAAAAAGUGAAAAGAGGAAUUAAGAAACUCUAAUAAGGUCAAAAGCAAUAAUCUCAAUGACAUACUCUGGUCACUUUUAAUACCUCAAUUUCUUCACCUGCAAAAUGGAUUUUUGGAUCACCAUCACGGAAUUUGAAAGUAUAAUGAAAAGUUAGGAAAAAUGAUGAGUAUAAAAAUAGUGAUGUUUCAAAUAUUAAUAAUAUAAUUUCACCUAUCCUUGAGUAAUUCUUUGUUUUAUCAGUAGUCAAAGCUUUUAAUAGACACAUAAUCCUUAAAAGAGAAGCACUUUAAAGAAUAUACACUUCUUACUUCUCCUAAUUGGUUUCAUCAGUGACAAGCACAAUACGUUUAUAUGUAACAGGUGACUGAAAAAAUAUUAUAAAUAAGACAGUCUUAAAGAAAUUUAAAAACUCAAUAGUUAAUUGUGAUGAAAAGUAAUACUACAGAGCAGUGGUGGCAAACCUAUGAUACCCCAGUGGGUCCACAGAGCCCUGUCUGUCAGCAUGUGAGCUAAGUCACCCUAGCAGCCGAGCGUCAGACAACAGGUGUUUUUUUCUAAAUGAAAAUAUCAGUUUCAGGUUUAAUUGCAGUGUUAGUACUUUGCAAUAUAUAAGUGGAUUUGGAGUUUUAGUUUGGGCACUUGGUCUCUAAAACGUUCUAAAAGGAUGUCCACCUUGCAUAAAUCUUGGCUAGAAUUUUACCUUUAAUCUUUCUUACCCACCUUUUGCUCAUCCUCAGGGCAUUUCUAAAAUACAGACCUUGCACUCUACAAGUUAGAAUCCUCAGCAUCUAUUGUCCAUAGGAAGUUGAUCAAACAAGCAAGCUAUCAUGAACUGUCCCCUUUGUAUCUUAUUAAGUAGAGCUUUAUA
Molecule: messenger RNA, 2914 nt
Organism: Fukomys damarensis (Damara mole-rat)
Lineage: Eukaryota; Metazoa; Chordata; Mammalia; Rodentia; Bathyergidae
Gene: Slc46a3
Product: solute carrier family 46 member 3
Exons: 6
Coding region: 417-1802 (461 amino acids)
Biological process (GO): vacuolar transmembrane transport
Cellular component (GO): lysosomal membrane
Molecular function (GO): transmembrane transporter activity
Source: RefSeq, a predicted model, not a curated record